Molecule: messenger RNA, 480 nt
Organism: Rhodotorula toruloides NP11
Lineage: Eukaryota; Fungi; Basidiomycota; Microbotryomycetes; Sporidiobolales; Sporidiobolaceae
Product: proteasome maturation factor UMP1
Exons: 5
Coding region: 1-480 (159 amino acids)
Biological process (GO): proteasome assembly
Cellular component (GO): cytoplasm; nucleus
Source: RefSeq, a predicted model, not a curated record
AUGGUGGGCAGGACAGAACCCUCGCUCGCGCUCGUCCCGCCGUCGCAGCCGACGCACUCGCACGUCUCGCUCGCGACGAGCGCAACGUCGCAAGGGCUGCACGACACGCUCGCACACGGACUGAGGAGCGUCGCAGUCGACGUAGCAGAGAAGCACCCGCUCGAGAACCGCCUCAAGAGCUGGGAUGCGACGAGGGAGACGCUGCAGAUGACACUCGAACGCAACAUGUACGGCCUGCACGCUCCCGUCCGGCUACAGAUGGAACGCCAGCUCGUCUCGUCCGCACCGACACCGCUGAGUCUCGGGCUGCCAGGGAUGGGAUUCACCAAGCCCGGCGGGAACGUGCAUCUCGACGUCCUCAUGGGUCGCGACGAGGAGAUCACGCCCGAAGACGUCCUCAUCGACCGCGCCCAAUCAUCCUCUACCGCCGUAACCGGCAACUUCCACCAGAUGAUGGAGCGGCGGAUGAACCUCGUCUGA